Anisakis simplex (herring worm) is the source of this 1704-nucleotide messenger RNA. The record is from the annotation of a GenBank genome assembly. Lineage: Eukaryota; Metazoa; Nematoda; Chromadorea; Rhabditida; Anisakidae.
AUGUGUGGCAUAUGGGCGUUGAUCGGUAAACAGUUCACCGGAAAUCAUGAACGUGAGUUCAUGAAAAUUGUUGGACGAGGACCGGAUCUGAGCGUAUUGGCUAAUGUUCACCCAAACGUUUGGCUUGGGUUCCAUCGUCUAGCAAUUGUUGAGCCAGGUAAUGUGGAAAGUGAACAACCGAUAAUAUAUAACAAACUGUCAGUGAUAUGUAAUGGUGAGGUGUACAAUCAUCGUGAGCUGAAAUCAAAAAGUGGAUUGAGCGGAAUACGCAAUGGAUUAUCGGAUUGUGCCGCAAUUAUCCAUGCGUUCGCGAUUUUCAAUGGAGAUUUACAGAAGAUCUGCGCGUCAAUUGAUGGUGUUUUUGCAUUUGUUAUGGUAGAUGACAGCUGUGUUUACGUUGGUCGUGAUCCGAUCGGUGUGCGACCACUUUUCUACGGUUUAUCGAGUUCAGGAGAGUUAUUAUUUGGUUCUGAAUUGAAAUCAAUCGAGAAAUUAUGUGAGCGUGUAAUGAUAUUUCCGCCAGGAUGCUGUGCUCGAAUACUCAUUGAUUCAGAUAUGAGCAAUCUCAAUAUCCAACAAUAUUACCUAUUGCCAUCAAUGGCUGAUCGAAUUAUACCAAUGAAUAUUUCACAGAGUUUAAUCCGUCAAACAUUGAUACAUUCAACUCAAAAACGAUUAAUGGGUAAUCGUCAAUUUGGUUUUAUGUUGAGCGGUGGUUUAGACAGUUCGUUGAUUGCAGCGAUCGCAUCCAAACUUCUGUGCAAUCAACGACAACGACCGAUCGCGUUCAGUGUCGGCUUUGAGGAUUCUCCUGAUAUUGAAAACGCUCGCUCGGUUGCUAAAUUCCUCGAUAUUGAACAUCGCGUUCUCGUUAUUACACCACGAGAGUGUCUGGAAAUUAUUCCAGAAGUGAUCUAUGCAUUGGAAACGUUUGAACCGUUGAUAAUACGCUGUGGCGUAGCACAUUACUUAUUAUGUAGGCAUAUUGCGGCCACUUCAGAUGUCAAAGUUCUGCUUUCAGGUGAGGGAGCAGAUGAGUUGUUUGGUUCGUAUGCAUACAUGCAACGUGCACCAUCAGCAGCAUAUCUUCAUCAUGAAAUUUUGAGACGUAUGAGAUUGUUACAUCAUUACGAUGUGCUACGUUGCGAUCGUGCCACAUCCUGUCAUGGUCUCGAAAUACGGGUACCAUUUCUGGAUAAGAAAUUCAUCGAUUUAGUCGUACGAUUACCGGCUAGCUACAAGCUGAUGUCGGGAAAAUUGGAGAAAUUUAUUCUAAGAAACGCUUUCCAAGAUUGGCUUCCGGAUGAGGUUUUGUGGCGAAGUAAAGAGGGCUUUUCAGAAGCACUUGGUAAGAUGGAUCUCGGUGAAAUAGUGAAUGAUCAUGUGAAUGAAUUGAUAUCAGAUGAACAAUUCUCCAAUCGUGAACUCUACUAUCCACAACGAAUUCCUGAAACAAAGGAAGAAUUUUGGUAUCGAAUGUUGUUCGAAGAGAUGUUCGAUAUGAACAAGACUGAAUCCACUCUCCAUACAAAAGUCUAUCGGUAUACCAUCAACUUCCUUCAUUUCACAUUCACUGCAUUAACGGCUGCAUGGCAACGAGCAAAUGAAAAAGAGAAUCUUCCAACGCUUCUGCAUGUGACUCAAAAUAUGGCUCGUUUGCGACGACGUUCAACAGGAAGUAGUCAAUUGAUCUGCCUUGCAUAA